GUGCAAUUCUUGUACUCUAAAGCAGUGAGGCAACUAACUGUACAGCUGUUUUGCUCACAGUAGAGAAGAGCCACUUCUUACCUGGACCAAACACAAGCGUCAGCACAGAGGUACCAGUAAUACAUACCAGAAACAGACUACUGCCAGAAUGCCAAACUGGGGUGGUGGAAAACAGUGUGGUGUCUGCCAGAAGACUGUAUAUUUUGCAGAGGAGGUGCAGUGUGAUGGAAACUAUUACCACAAGUCCUGUUUCCUGUGCUUGGUUUGUAAGAAGAACCUCGACAGUACCACACUUGCCAUACAUGGUAAUGAAAUAUACUGUAAAGCCUGCUAUGGCAAGAAAUAUGGGCCAAAAGGAUAUGGCUAUGGCCAAGGAGCAGGAACACUCAGCAUGGACACAGGAGAAGCUCUUGGAAUACAGGCUGAGAAACAACAGCAACACCGCCCUACCAAUAACCCAAAUGCCUCUAAAUUUGCACAGAAAUUCGGGAGUUCAGAUGUUUGCCCUCGGUGUGAAAAGGCAGUUUACGCUGCAGAAAAGGUGAUUGGUGCUGGAAAGGCAUGGCAUAAGGGUUGCUUCCGCUGUGCAAACUGUGGGAAAGGUCUGGAAUCAACCACUCUCGCAGAUAAGGAUGGUGAAAUCUACUGCAAAGGCUGUUACGCUAAGAAUUUUGGUCCCAAGGGGUUUGGAUUUGGACAGGGAGCUGGUGCCCUGGCUCAUACAAACUGAGAAUACUAAUGGAUUGUGUCCAUCUGCUGCCCACUCUUUACUAUGCUUCACAAGCAAAAGCGUUACAUCUUCACCAGAGUGCAAAGCGGCAUGAACUGAAUUUCCAGAAAAUCUGUAUUUCAGGCAGAACAGCGGCUUUAAUUCUAUUACUCAGUGACACUGUAAGGAAGACAGAAUUGUCAUUAAAUGUAUGUUUUAUAAGUUGUACACCUCUGUCAGUUUAAAGAAACCCAUUAUAAAACAUAUACUUGUUUAACUAUAGGUCAGCAUAUGUCAUAUAAUCUUAGCAUUUAGUUUACAUGUUAACAUUAAUGUGUAAUGGUAAUCAGUGUUUCAUUUCCAGAUAUUCUAAAUAUGGAUUUGAAUUUAACAAUGCAGUCCUCUUUAUAAUUUUUUAACAGUAUGUUUACAUUCUCAGAAAAACAAUUAAAACUAAGUAUGCAAAUUACUAAAAUAUGUGAUUAAACUACAAGCAAAGCACAUAUUCAGAAAUAACAUGGCAAACAACAACUAAAAAUGUAACGAUUAAGUAUACUCUAUACUGUCAUGAGAUGGAGAAAUAAACUGUGCAUACAGUAGUGGUCAGGUAACUGACAAACCAAGUUAUUAUCCAAAAGAAUGGUUCUGAUUUUUGCAAACUUCAACUGCAGAAACUUUGAGGCCAGCAAUAAACUGAAAAUCCAAAGUGUUCUAAUAACUGGUUUGUAUCAGUUGCAUAGUCCUUGCUUUGUUUAUUGUAUAGAAGUUCAAUAAGCACAUUGUGAGUAUAAGCUUUUCAGUUUAUAUUUCUUGAUAUUCAUGUAAUAGAAGGUUCCUCGUUGUAGUUGUGAUUAAAGAUUUGUAGAAUGUACUGAAUAGGAAAAUGAUGAAUGGAGUGUCUAAAAAACACCCCAUUGUACACUGUAAAAUGAUACAAUGUAUUUAGUGCAUUACAUGGUAACAGUCUUAAAGGCACUUUGAUUGCACAAUUAUAUGAGGAAUAAAUGUUGCUUUCAUUUUGACAGAA
Messenger RNA from Protopterus annectens (West African lungfish), 1736 nucleotides. RefSeq names its product cysteine and glycine rich protein 1 (gene CSRP1). NCBI's taxonomy places the organism in Eukaryota, Metazoa, Chordata, Ceratodontiformes, Protopteridae. The transcript has 6 exons. Gene Ontology annotation, biological process: sarcomere organization; muscle tissue development. The record is from RefSeq and is a predicted model, not a curated record. Gene Ontology annotation, molecular function: actinin binding; structural constituent of muscle. Gene Ontology annotation, cellular component: Z disc; nucleus; cytoplasm. Bases 149 to 730 code for a protein of 193 amino acids.